Molecule: messenger RNA, 1659 nt
Organism: Epithele typhae
Lineage: Eukaryota; Fungi; Basidiomycota; Agaricomycetes; Polyporales; Epitheliaceae
Product: acyl-CoA dehydrogenase NM domain-like protein
Exons: 9
Coding region: 1-1659 (552 amino acids)
Biological process (GO): fatty acid beta-oxidation using acyl-CoA oxidase; lipid homeostasis
Cellular component (GO): peroxisome
Molecular function (GO): acyl-CoA oxidase activity; fatty acid binding; FAD binding
Source: RefSeq, a predicted model, not a curated record
AUGUCUUCCUCGACCGCAUCAAGGCGCACUUCCCACCUGCCUGAGACCUCGCUUUUUAGUCGACCCGUGCAUUCAAUGGACCCACUUCAUCGCGCUCUUCUCUCUUACGAGAAGGCCAGAGCGAUUGGACUGUCAUACAGGAUGACGCUCGACGACGUGCACAACUUGACUCCCAAAUUCUGGGACAUGCACAGUGAUCCUGCGACAGCGAUGGACCCCGCCGCUACCACCCUCCUUACCAUCCAAUACAACCUCUGCGCGGGCACGAUUGCCCUCUACAGCAAGCAUCGCCCAGAACUUGUCUCUUUAGUCGACGACCUCUUGCGGUACCGCAAGCACGGUCAAUACAUGCUCACCGAGAUCGGACACGGUCUUGACAUCAGCAAUAUCGAAACUACGGCAACUCUUCUUCCAUCGGGGGAGUUCUUGCUCCAUUCCCCUACUCCGCAGGCCUCAAAGUUCAUGCCACCCACUGUCCCUGCCGGCCAGCCCUGUAACCGCGGGCAUCGCCCAUUCAUCGUGGCAUUGAACGACGGCAAGAAAAUGUGCACCGGUGUAACGUCCAAACUUCUCCCCUUCCGCGAUGGUGCUCAGCCCGUCACUCAUUCCAUCACUACCUUCACCAACGUCCGCCUCAGCCACUCCGCUCUCCUCGGCAGCCUGGAUAUGCCCGCGAACCUUCACGACAACCUCAUGCAUAUCACCAGCCGCAUCUGCGUCGGGACGGUUGCGCUUGGUAGCAUCGCCAUCCCCUUCAUGGAGCUUACGCGACUGUCGGCACGCUCUACUCCCUCCGCCCCAGACAGGUGUAUGCCCAUCCUCACCUUCCGCACGCAGCAAAUCCCGCUCGUGGGGACCGUCGCUGAUGUGCACGUCCUCCGUGCGCUCCACCGCUCCAUCGUCCAGCAGUUCUGCUCGGAGCGGGACGCGCGUGUGCGCCGUGGCCUUGCAGCGGUCUUCAAGUCCGUUAUGGUCCAACACUCCCAGCAGGACGCGAUGGGGAUCUCUGAGCGGUGCGGCGCCCAGGGCUUGUUCGCUCACAACCAGAUAAUUGCUCUCACUGGGAUGCGCGGAGUAGCCAUCGCCGAGGGCGACAUCCUCGGGCUUGCCAUCCGUCUUGUGAACGAGCUCCUCCUCGACCGCUACCAGCUCCCUAAGCCCGCCGACCCAAACUCUCUCCUCGCCCGUCGCGAAGCUGUCCUCUUCUCCGAGCUCCGAGCUGCCGUUGCCGCCGCCGGGGGCCACCGCAGCAAGGCCGCAUCCCGCAUCGUCCUCCCCGCAUGCCAGCCGGCAGUCGAGGCCAUCGGGCACCGCAUGGCGUACGACGCCGCGGUCGCGCAGGGCGUCGAGCCCGCGCUGAUCGACCUCUACGUCGCGAACUGCGUUCGGCUUGACCCCGCGUUCUACGUGGAGCACGGCCUCGGGCGCGCGGCGCAACAGGCGCAGGCGGCGGACGCGCACGAUCGCGUGCUCCCGCUCCUCGGCGAGCUCGUGCGUGCUAUGGACGUGGCCGAGUACGUGCGCGCGCCGAUCAUCAGCGACGAGCGGUGGGGCGCGUUCGUCGAAGGGCUGACGGUGUACGAGGGCGACGCGUACGUCGACGCGUUCGACGGCCACAGUCGCACCGAGGAGCUUGAGAUGGAGUUUGCUCGCUUAUGA